Messenger RNA from Oncorhynchus kisutch (coho salmon), 3334 nucleotides. It is a transcript of the gene vegfab, whose product is annotated as vascular endothelial growth factor Ab. The transcript is spliced from 7 exons. Gene Ontology annotation, molecular function: vascular endothelial growth factor receptor binding; growth factor activity; heparin binding. Gene Ontology annotation, biological process: positive regulation of protein phosphorylation; vascular endothelial growth factor signaling pathway; sprouting angiogenesis. Gene Ontology annotation, cellular component: membrane. The record is from RefSeq and is a predicted model, not a curated record. Lineage: Eukaryota; Metazoa; Chordata; Actinopteri; Salmoniformes; Salmonidae. Bases 1069 to 1929 code for a protein of 286 amino acids.
CUCUGUGCUGCACGACAAUUCGACAGUAUAUUCGCCGCUCGAGAGACGGAACCAGGGGGACAAGUUGUAGACCUCCAAAACUAUUUUACGGUGAUGCGUUAGCGACAGUAGGGUAGAUGAGAGCUGGGAUCACUCAAACCAGGAGAACGCGAAAUUAAACCGCAUUUUAUGUCAUGUUUGGAAGUUUUGACAGAACUCGUAAAACAGAGUAUAUUCUUUGAACGUUAUUGUAAGCACAAUUCUGGGGUUGACAUACAGUAGGAGUGGGAGUUUCUGUAAUCGCAUGUUCCCCUUUUCCAAUGGACACGCAUUUGGAGACCCCUGGUACACCAAGUAGACCUAUGGAAUCACUUCUGUAAUGUGGAUUGCACAUUUAUUUGAAAAAAAUAAAGGUCUACUUCAGAACGAUGUGAGAAGAUACGCGUCCUGGAUUUUCAUGUUUCUGGAUAUCUUAAAAAUUAUUGGCAACAGCUGAAAGUCGCUAUGCUCAAGGGAUUUCUGCUCAGGUGUCUUGCCUGCUCCGACCGUGGGACCAAAAUGGAUUUGACGCCACUGCAACCCCCCGUCCCACAUUAACAGAAGUUCUACCAGUUCUUACAUUUUGUUAUUAACCUACGGUUCUAAAUUUGACAAAUGCUUUGGAAGAAAUCGCAAGACGACCCGCAUGGAUUUUAAAUCGACAUUUGCAUUUGGAAUUUCAAUCAUGAACUUUGUUGACAGUUUGAUAACCUUGUUUCUCCUGACGCUUCUGUAUUUGUCAGCUGUCAAGAGUGCCCACAUACCGAAAGAAGGAUGGAGGAUUUCGCAUGACGGCGGUAGGUGUAAGGCACCGUGGGAAAAGGGCUUUCAUUGGGCUCCCUCGAAGGCAAACUGCCAAGGAAACAGGGUUUGUGUGGUUCACAUUGAGAGCACAGGGAGACCCACACCUUCUAGUGGACUGAAGUGUAACUACACUACGUCCUCAGGUUGGCUGAAUAGGCUCCAACAUUGAAGCCAUUGUAACACAUUUCAAAUAGAAUGUUGUCAAUUUUCACUUAAAAUAUCCAUGAAUUCCAUUUGAAAUAUAGAAUGGAAUUGAGUCUCUGGCCCUCAUGGGUUCUUUACACAAGCAUAAGUUGCACAAAAUAUUUGGAAAGGAGCUGCUUUCGAUCAGAAGCUGAAUGUUAUGUGAUAUUGUUUCAUACUAUGUUUGGUUUGGCUGGUAUAGGACACUGCAGGGGGUGUGCUAUGAUUUCCCAUUUCUCCUUUACUCUCCAAGAGGAAUCAGAGUUUUUGUCUGUCUGUGGUGUCUCAAUGUCUUUCCCAACAUGUGCAGCCCCAGGCUACAAUGUUUUUAGUGCUUCAGUGCAGAAGGUACCACACUUUGUGGGGCUGAGAGAGGGAUUGAAAGAGGGAGUCAGUACAGAAGCAUACCAGAGCCACAGUGAGAGAGGAAAUGAGAGAGACACCUUGAUGGUGAUAUCCUUCAUGGAGGUGUACAAUAAGAGCCUAUGUCAGCCCAGGGAGCUGCUGGUAGAGAUCGCACAGGAGUACCCAGAGGAGGUAGAACAUAUCUUUAUCCCAUCCUGUGUGGUGCUGACGCGCUGCGCAGGCUGCUGCAACGAUGAGAUGCUAGAGUGCACGCCAACCUCCACGCAUAACAUGACCAUGGAGAUAAAAAGAAUAAAACCCCAAAGGCAAGAAAAUAAUAUCUUUAUGAGUUUUACAGAACACAGUGCGUGUGAAUGCAGGCCAAAGAAUGAAGUGAAAGAACAGAGACAAAAUCAGUGCGAGCCAUGUUGUGAUGGCUGUUCAGAGAGGAGGAAGCAGGGGUUCAUCCAGGACCCUCUGACCUGCCAGUGUUCCUGCAGAAACUCCAAUGCCCACUGCCGGGCACGUUACCUGGAGCUCAACGAGAGGACCUGCAGAUGUGACAAGCCAAGAAGAUGAGAGGCCAAACUUCAGAUGAAAUGACAUGAUGGAAUAUUCACAAGAUGUUUCACAGCUCAGCACUUUGAACUUUAAAUUCUAAGCUCAUUUUCUCUGUGGAAAGCAUUCCUCUGGACUGACUGAGAAACAGCGGAGAGAGAAAGAGAGAAAAUGAACAGACAGAAAAAUCAUCCCAAUGUAGAUCUGUAUAUACUAAAGUAUAUACUAAAAGUACAGAAUUUUUAUUGCUGCUAAAAGAAAACUAACUAAAAACCCAUCAUUAUAAAAAAGCAAACAGCUGUGUGGUUUUGUAUUUCACUGGCGUGUGACCGGACUGCAGUUUUGUUGUAAUUUCAUUUAUGCAAAUUCUUCACUGGAUAUAAAUGAGUGGUUAUGUGUCGAAUCAGAAACAACAACCUAGCUAUGUGGUACAUAAAUCAGCAGAAAAGAGGAGGAAGAGAAGGGAGAAUUUUCUUGGAGGGAUGGAAAGUACUGACCCAUAGACUCCCGUUGCAGGAACCCAAUUGCAAUGGCAGGACAGCCAAUGGGAAAAUGGGGAUCUGUCACAUUGUGACAAUUUCUUUUACCUGAAAGCAAGUUCUAAAACUGAUGUGUAGAACUUGUGGAAUGCUAGAACUGUGUCUUUUGCUGCCCUUUCUAGCAGUGGAACUGGAUUUGGAGUGCCAUUAAUACUUCUAAAGGGAUACUGAUGAUUGAUUUUGAUAUACAUGGAAACCUCUAGAAACAACUGAUACUGUAGCUUGAUUCCAUUGAGAAAAUGUGCCUCAAACUGUGCUGAUCACUUCAGAGUGAGAAAUCCUGAAUCUGCUUCUUAAAUUAUUUAUUUGUUUUCGGGGGGGAGGGGGAUGGUACGCUGUCUGCGGUUGAACUCAAUACAGAAUGCAAUAGUAUCGAUGGCAAGCUCUCUGUAUAUAUACUAUACAUACUUAAUAUCCCUUAUGUCAUAGUCCGCUAUAGAUAAUUUAUAAUGUUAGAGUAUUUUCAGUAUUCAGUCCUCUACCCGUAUUUAAUUUGAUCUAUUUAUAUAUAUACAGUGUUAUGUUCUUUUGGGUUUCCCCCCUCCCCGCUAUGUGAUGUCAUUAUCGUCUCCUCUCUGCCUAGCUACAAGGAGACACUGCUCUUGGCUUUUAUAAGAAAAGAAAAUCUUUAUGUAAACAUUCCUCAAAUGGAUCAUUUGUAUGGACGGCCUUUUUAAGGUGGGGGUGCUGCGUGUGAUUUUCACCCUGCUCGUGUGUGUGUGUGUGUGUGUGUGUGUGUGUGUGUGUGUGUGUGUGUGUGUGUGUGUGUGUGUGUGUGUGUGUGUGUGUGUGUUUUUAGAGGCAGAGUAGGCUUAUGCUUGUUUUGAGCUCCACCACGCAAAUAACAAUAAACCCUUGCUAAAAGAAAGCUUGGCCUACCAAGUCAA